AUGAGAGAGAGAGAGAGAGGGGGGGGGGGUUCACCGAGUGGCAGCUGCUUUGGUUUGGUUUCAGUCAAGACUGACGAGUAUGGGUCCUGUAUGAAGUCAGUGCUCACAGCCUUCCCAACGCGCCUCACGUCGCGCCCCAGUCUCUAACCAGCUCUGAUAGGGGUCAAACUGGAUUACCGUUUGCGACCUUGUGACCUUGUCAUUACAACUAUUACUUGUUCUUGUCAAGAUGCCCAAACGAAAGUGUAAAUUCACUGCAGAGAUGCAGAACAAACUUCCGUGCUUCAAAAGAGGCAGGGAUGAGUGGGAAGCUGAGUGUUCGGUGUGUAAACAAGGAACAUUUGUCUCAUUGGCACAUAAAGGCAGUAAUGACUUACAGUCACAUGAUUAUCAGCCAUAUGCAAAGAUGGCGGGACAGAGAGGCUACGGGGCAAGAAGUCGAGACAAUCUUUACGCUGCUGCCGAAUCUGUCAACGAAAUGCUGGCUCAGUUGAAGGGCAUGGACGGCGGGCGCAGGGGCAGUGGCAGAGGCAGGAGGGGCAACUGGAACCCACCACCACAAGAGGUAUGGGGAGAGAUGCGGCAUCCAGAGGAUGGUUGGUGGCGAGGCAGGGACCGAGGAAGGGCAGGCCCUGGCAGGAAUCCUUAUGUCCCGGAGAUGGCUCCUCCCAGGGAGCCAGAGCGAGGACCCCGAGGGCGCCAGCAAAAGGGAGGCAAUUUCGGUCAGCGCAUUUCCUGUGAGCAGGGUACAGUCCAGCAGUUGGUGAUGGUACUGUCAGAGAACCCAAGCUUCACCAUGAGUCUCCUUAACCUGCUGGAGUACCACAACCUGCAGCCCAAGGAUGUGAGGCAAAUGGUAGCCUAUAAUGGCCACUUGUUCCAACUACAGAACGAUGAGGUGGUGCUUGCUCCCCGUCUGAAGCUGUGUGAUGCCCAUUCUAGUGACAGUGGGUGUCAGGAUCGCAAGGGUUGUGACAGCCUUCACAUGUGCAACAAGUAUGUGCUAGGAUGGUGCAGUGAAAAAGAGGGUUGUGUGUUGGGUCACAGGUGGCACACUGACCACAACCUGGCCAUUCUCAGGCGGCUCUCCAUGGAAUAUGUCAGGUAUCGUGUACUACAUGAACUGCUGCGAAGGAGCCACAGGCGGGGCCAACACGGGAGCCGACAACAGGCCGGACCUCUGGAUGUGUGCAAGGAAUACAACAACGCUGGAUGUAACCAACCCAAAUGCCCCAGCCUGCAUGUGUGCCUCAGCUUCGUGGUGGGCCUCACUAUCUGUACCCAGGACAACUGCGACCUGAACCAUAACCUGCUGAACCCUGCUUGCUGUCACCUACUCAAACUUCACCAGCUGCCUAUGAACGAGGCACCACGAGAUGUGGCCAUGGCCAUCCUUCUGGCCAAUCCUGGGCUGAAAGACAGAGCGAAGUCCCAUCCCAUCAAGGCUGCAGCUCGGGGUCAGGAAAGAAAGGGAAACAAGGCAAAGAAACUCCAGCAGGAAGGGAAUAGAAAGAAACAAAUCCCUACAAAAAAGGGAAAGAAAGUGAGCUCAUCUUCAAGUACUGAAAGUGAAACGGAAAGUGAAAGUGAUGACGAUGACUCAGACGACAAAGGGAAGAAAAGUCAUAAAGUAAAAAGCUCACAUUCUUCAAAGGCAAAAUCUAGAAAGACCAGCAAACAAGAUUCGUCAAAAAAAUCUAGGAAGUCAGACUCAGACUCAGACUCAGAUUCAGAUUCAGAUUCAGAUUCAAAUUCAGAUUCAGACAAGGGCAAGGGACGAGACACUAAAGGUAAACAGUUACCAAAACAAGACCAAAAAGACAGUGCUUCGCCGGGAACAAAACCGCACGCUGCACCUAAGCCAGCGCCAACGCCUCGCCGCACGCUGUGGGCCCACUACCUGCAGGGGGAUGUUGCCGAUCCACGGAUCUGUUAUUACUCGGUAGAAACCAUAUGUCGCGACGAGGCUACUGGCUGCCCAAAGCUUCACUGCACAACACACUUCCACUGGCAGGUGAAGGAGCAGGAUGGUCGCUGGAUCAACCUUCCUCCUAAAGAAUCACUCAGAAUCGAGAGGGCGUUCUGUAAUCCUGCCAACGACAACGUAGCCCUAUCUCGUCUUGAACCCGAAAAGCUGGAUCCCUCUACAACUGGUCUCCUCCUGCUGCUUGGCCGUGACAUCUGGCAGGCUGACUUCCUCUCCAGUAAGCUCACUAACUCUACAAAAAGCAAAACGCUACAGCUGCGGCGCCUGUGUACAGAGAUAAUAGCCGCUGGCCUCAAGGCAUCAACCUACCACUGGUACUUCCUGGACAUUAAUAAGAAAUGGGUGAAAUACGGCAAUAUGGACACUACUAGCCGCCAAGAGCUGGUUAGCAGCAUCACCUCAACAGACAUCGAGAAUCACUACGAGAAAACCCCACAGCAGCCUCUCCACUUCAAGAAUUCUAGGUUCUCGUACAUAUUAAACUUUGACUCCAUGACACAGACCAACCAGUCUACGGGAGUGAUCCGGCAUGUGCGACGCAGACCCGAGCCACACCUCCCAAAGGAGAACAAGACCAAGGCGGCCUCUGGCUCAGACCUUCCAUCUCACUGGGAUGACAUGCAACCUGAGGAACGCUCACGUCUUGUAACUUUGGCGACGGACUCAGAUGAAUACAAGAAGGUGGUGAAACUUCUAGGCACGAGUGUUCCCCCUACGAACGUAGUUCAAGUGGAUCGCAUUCAGAAUCCAUUUAUGUGGUGUGCCUUGCAGAACAAGAUCAAGGAACUGACAGCUUUGUAUAAAAAUGCAGAUAGUGUGAACGUGCGACAGCUGUUCCAUGGCACCUCAGACAACGUCGUGGCGAGCAUCUGCAAUGAAAACUUUGACUGGCGACUCCAUGGCACGGCAGUUGGACAGGCUUAUGGGAGAGGAACAUACUUUGGUGUUGAUGCAGCCACCUCUUACCAUUACUGUCGCCCAGGAUCUAAUGGCAACAAACACAUGUUUGUAGCAAGAGUGGCUAUUGGCUCUGCGGUUGUAGGAAGUUCUGGCAUGGCACGGCCUCCCAUCAACCCUAACACCUCCAUGCCUUAUGAAUCCACUACAAACAAUAUCAGCAACCCCAGUAUGAUCAUUAAGUACUGCAAACAGGAGUACUACCCAGAGUACCUUCUCACCCUCAAGUACGCAAGUGUUAUGUUGGUGAAUGUGGUGCAGGAGGUGAAGGAUGUGUUCUACGACUCUCUCGAGGAUCAUUUCGACCAUGUCCCCGUUGGACACCGAUCCAAGGCUUGUGGCUCCCGUGACGAGGAAUGCGUGACGGCGCCGCCCUGCGAGGACAAUGAAGUGACACCCCUGCCCCACGAGGACAACCACGUGACACCCCUGCCAUUCCAAGACAAUCACUUUGGGACCCUGCCAUGCGAGGACAUCCUUUCGGGACCUUUAGCCCGUGAGGACGACUUCUCGAGACCACUGCCCUGCGAGGACAACCUCUCGAGACCACUGCCCGGAAAGGACAAUCUCUUGAGACCCUCACCCGUUGAGGAUAGCUUCUCGAGACCCGUACCCCACGAAGACGACUACUCGAGAUCAUUGUCCCGCGAGGACAACCACUCGAAACCCUCACCUCGACUACUCGAGAACAUCACCCCGCGAGGACAGCCUUUCGAGACCCUUGCUCCAUGCGGACGACUAUUCGAGACCACUGUCCCGCGAGGACAUGCUCUCAAGACCCCUGUCCCACGAGGACAACCACUCGAGACAACUGCCCCACGAGGACAGGCUCUCAAGACCCCUGUCCCACGAGGACAACCACUCGAGACAAUUGCCUCACGAGGACAAUUAUUUAAGACCCCUUCCCCGCGAGGACAACCACUCGAGACAACUGCCCCGCGAGGACAACCACUCGAGACAACUGCCCCGCGAGGACAACCACUGAGACAACUGCCCCGCGAGGACAACCACUCGAGACAACUGCCCCGCGAGGACAACCACUCGAGACAACUGCCCCGCGAGGACAACCACUCGAGACAACUGCCCCGCGAAGACAACCACUCGAGACAACUGCCCCGCGAGGACAACCACUCGAGGCAACUGCCCCGCGAGGACAACCAGUCGAGACAACUGCCCUGCGAGGACAACCACUCGAGACAACUGCCCCGCGAGGACAACCACUCGAGACAACUGCCCCGCGAGGACAACCACUCGAGACAACUGCCCCGCGAGGACAACCACUCGAGACAACUGCCCCGCGAGGACAACCACUCGAGACAACUGCCCCGCGAGGACAGCCAGUCGAGACAACUGCCCCGCGAGGACAACCACUCGAGACAACUGCCCCGCGAGGACAACCACUCGAGACAACUGCCCCGCGAGGACAACCACUCGAGACAAUUGCCCCCCGAGGACAAUUACUCGAGACAACUGCCCCGCGAGGACAACCACUCGAGACAACUGCCCCGCGAGGACAACCACUCGAGACAACUGCCCCGCGAGGACAACCACUCGAGACAACUGCCCCGCGAGGACAACCACUCGAGACAACUGCCCCGCGAGGACAACCAGUCGAGACAACUGCCCCGCGAGGACAACCACUCGAGACAACUGCCCCGCGAGGACAACCACUCGAGACAACUGCCCCGCGAGGACAACCACUCGAGACAACUGCCCCGCGAGGACAACCACUCGAGACAACUGCCCCACGAGGACAACCAUUCAAGACCCCUGCCUCACGAGGACAACCUCUCAAGACCUCUGUCCCGCGAGGACAACCACUCGAGACAACUGUCCCACGAGGACAACCAUUCAAGACCCCUGCCUCACGAGGACAACCUCUCAAGACCUCUGUCCCGCGAGGACAACCACUCGAGACAACUGUCCCGCGAGGACAACCAUUCAAGACCCCUGCCUCACGAGGGCAACCAUUCAAGACCCCUGCCUCACGAGGACAACCAUUCAAGACCCCAGCCUCACGAGGACAACCAUUCAAGACAACUGUCCCACGAGGACAACCAUUCAAGACCCCUGCCUCACGAGGACAACCAUUCAAGACCCCUGCCUCACGAGGACAACCACUCGAGACAACUGUCCCACGAGGACAACCAUUCAAGACCCCAGCCUCACGAGGACAACCAUUCAAGACCCCAGCCUCACGAGGACAACCAUUCAAGACCCCAGCCUCACGAGGACAACCAUUCAAGACCCCUGCCUCACGAGGACAACCAUUCAAGACCCCAGCCUCACGAGGACAACCAUUCAAGACCCCUGCCUCACGAGGACAACCAUUCAAGACCCCUGCCUCACGAGGACAACCACUCGAGACAACUGUCCCACGAGGACAACCAUUCAAGACCCCUGCCUCACGAGGACAACCAUUCAAGACCCCAGCCUCACGAGGACAACCAUUCAAGACCCCUGCCUCACGAGGACAACCAUUCAAGACCCCUGCCUCACGAGGACAACCAUUCAAGACCCCUGCCUCACGAGGACAACCAUUCAAGACAACUGUCCCACGAGGACAACCAUUCAAGACCCCAGCCUCACGAGGACAACUAUUCAAGACCCAUGCCUCACGAGGACAACCAUUCAAGACCCCUGCCUCACGAGGACAGCCUCUCAAGACCCCUGCCCCACGAGGAAAACCAUUCAAGACCCCUGCCCCGCGAGGACAACCACUCGAGACAACUGCCCCGCGAAGACAACCUUUCGAGACCAUUGCCCAGCGAGGACAAUCACUCGAGACCCCUGCCCCACGAAUACAACCAUUCAAGACCCCUGCCUCGCGAGGACAACUCAAGACCCCUGCCCCACGAAGACAGCCUCUCGAGACCAUUGCCCCGCGAAGAAAACCACUCGAGACCCCUGCCUCACGAGGACAAUCAUUCAAGACCCCUGCCCCGCGAGGACAAUCACUCGAGACCCCUGGCCCGCGAAGACAGCCUCUCAAGACCCCUACCCCGUGAGGACAGCCAUGCAGCAGCCCCGCUCCGUGAUGCAAACCGUGUGAUGGUGUCACUCCUUGAAGAUGAGCGAGUGACAGCCUCGCCCCAUGGAGGUGAACGCAGGGACGACCCGCCGCGUGAGGAUGAGCACCAGACGAGUCAGAAGGUCUGGAGCUUCACGACAGACCCAGUGAAGGCGAACAUUGCCAUGGAGUGGGAAGAAGACCUGAGUGAUCCUUUUGAGAGGGUCUUGGCCAGGAGAGAUUGCCACACAAAUCAUUCCACGAAUCAGGAAAAGACUGCUGGUGAAAAGAUUGAUGCUUUGUUACAAUCCUUGAAGAAACUGCAAGCAGGUGGCAAGCAGCGGAGCACAGGGACACCACAUCAUUAUUCUGACGAAGAGGGAGACCAUGACACCAUAACCCAACGGUAUACUGCACAACAUGAUAGUAGAUCAGAGCAACAUUAUCCUGAAGGACACCAGAACAGAAGGGUACCUCGGCACUACCCUGAAGAACACCAAGACCAUAUGACACCACAUCAUUAUUCUGAUGAAGAGGAAGAGGAAGACAAAAGGGCACAGCAUUAUAAAGAUAGAGAGCAUGGCAGCAGGUCACAGCACCCUGAUUAUUCAAUGCAAGACAGAAGUAAUGAACAGCUUCAUGACAGUGAUAGUGAUGAGCAGGACAGCAGGACACAUCAUCAAGGUGAUGAACAAGACAAGAGGCGACAGCACCACAAUGGUGAAGUACGUGAAAAUGACCAGCAUAAAAGACAGCAACAUUACCAAGAUGGGAGUAAGGAGUUGGCCGCAACAACUUUGCAGCACGAUGAACAGAGUAGAAUUCAGCAGCAUUACAGUGAUGAAGAUGAGGGAAGCAAGCCACAGCAUCAGUCUCCCAAGGAUGAAGCCAGCAGAACUCUGCAUGCUGGCCAGGAGAGGCACAGCUGGGGCAGAGGUGAGGCUCGUGGGUGUGUUCGUGGUGGGCCGCACUGGAUGGGACAGCGUGAAGACCAGACACACUCCUGGAGGCAAGAAAGGCCAGCCAAAGUGCAGAAUGAACAUGGGCUUGCCUGGAAACACAAUCAUUCGUGGAGGACCGCUGAGAAUGACCAUCCAGGAAGUAACUGGCGGCAACAACACACUCACCCUGACACCUACUACAGAGACAGAGAUCACAAUCUUGAUGGUGAUGCUUCACACAACAUGUAUGAUGAAGGAGAUAACUUGGAGCCUGAGGACUUGGUGAGUGUCUUGGUAGAACGUCCUCAUUUCCGCUGCACGUUCAUAAACCUCUUUGACUAUCACUGCUUUGCUACUGAGUCAGUGCGGCAGGUGGCAGCAGCCCACCCAAACAUCUUCAACGUGAACAGGGAAGGAGUGCAACUUAAGCCACAGAUUAAGUUGUGUCGAGCCAACCAGACCCAGAGGUGCACCAGUGGCCGGUCCUGCCCUGACCUCCACGUGUGCAGCACCUACAUUUCCAGCUGGUGUUCAGAAACCCCUUGUCGACCUGGCCACUCACUCUACACAGACCACAACAAGGCUGUCCUGAAGACAUUUAUGCUGGAACAUUUGUAUGUAACACAUAUCAAGAAACUGUUGAAGCAUCUCAUCCCUACUGCAGUGCCACCUUCAGGCUGCCUGGAGGUGUGUCAGGACUACAACAGUGGACAGUGUAAAAAGACUGACUGCCAGGCAUUGCAUCUCUGUCGUCGCUUCGUAGUGACCCGUGCAAACUGUGACAGACCCAAGUGUAGCCUCAACCACAAUCCACAUGACCCAGCCUGCUCCAUGCUACUGGUUUACCACAGAAUAUCUAUUAAUGAAAAUAUCAAGGACAUCAUUGUAGCAAUAUUGAAUGCAAAUCCCUCCUUGGUCCCUAAGGAUUCCACCAAACCUUUGCCUCCACGACAGCCACAGUCACAACCACAGACACAGACACAGACACAGACACAACCACAGCCACAACCACAGAAGCAGUCACAGCCACAGCCACAGCCACAGCCACACACCAAACCAGCUCCCAAGGAUACAAGCCCUAAGCAAAAGGCUACAUUGUUGGAUAAAGUGAAACAAUGGCUGGAAGUAGAUAGUGACACUUCCAAGAAUAAGGAAUCUACAACGCCACACACCCAGGAAGACACAGUGACUCCAGCCCAAGGCGCCACAGCCAAGAACACCUCAGAUAAAAAGUCAGAGAGAGUCAAAGAGUCAGGUCAGGACAGCAGCAGUAAGGCUACACACAAGCCAGAUAGAAAGCACCCUUCUGACAGCAACACUGCCACAGGUGGAGCAGUAGGUGGCAGGCAAACAGUGUGGGCCUAUCACCGCACAGGCAGUGUUGAUAUCGCUGAGAUUUGCCGUUUCUCUGUGGAGGGCAUCUGUAUGUAUGAAGACCAGGGAUGCAGGAGGCUGCAUGCAUCACAGCCUUUCCACUGGCAGGUGCAUAAGAUUGCAGGUCAAGACUCUUGGUUCAAUCUGCCAGCAGCCCUUGUCACCUGCCUAGAAAUAGCCUUUUGUGACCCAUCCAAGAACGGAGUCAAGUUGCCCUCUCUUGACCCUGCCCAAAAGCGACGCCUGCAGGACGUAUUGGAUCAGGACACGUGGUAUGCCAACUUUGAGGCCAUGGUGCUGACCAAUUCUGAUUAUUCUAAGGUGGUGGGUCUGAGGCGCCUUUGUGUACAGGCCGGUGCUACACCUCUGCAUACCAAGGCCCGGACCUUUAACUGGUUCUUCUGCGAUGUCAGAGGACGGUGGGUGAAGUAUGGACAGGUAGACAGCACAGGACAGGCCAACCUCAAGAGCAACAUUACCUCUUCAGACAUCGAGGCUCAUUAUCUGGCAAGCCCUGAGCAGCCACUCUCCUUCAGGAACUCCCAGUUCUUGUACCUUAUAAACUUUGGUGCCAUGACGCAGACCAACCAGACCACCAAGGCACAACGAGCGGUGCGCCGCCGCCCAGAGCUCCACCCCAGCCUGUCAGCUGCUAAAUAAAGACAUUAAUGACAUGAGGCUCACCAGUAACCUGCGGUGUAGGCCUCAGUCUGUGGUGGACAUCAUGCUUUUGCCUGAUCAGUAACAGGACUUUGCUCUUCAGACCACAGCACGUACUGGGAUGAGAAGAGGGCAGUGUAGUGUAGUGGUGCACUAUUCUGUGCUGUGAUGGGUAGUUUAAGAGGUUUACGAGGUGUUGUGCUGAUGACAAUCAUCUCGAUACAGUGAACACUAUGAUAAAUGCAUUUCCUUUUGUUUUGUAAAAUUAUGUAUUUUGUAGCAGGCAACACUUUCAUUCACUUAUAUUACAAACUUGAGUUCAUAUUUUAUGUAGCAUUUUCACUUAUAGUGGGUACUCAUUGGAGUUUUAUCUUGUAUAUCACAAAUAGAACUUUUUUUCGUUUGAGAUGAAACAUUGCCUAUAAUUAUAUACUGUGGAAUGAAAGAUUACUCUUAGGAAUGUAUAGUUUCUGAAAAGUGGCUGUCAGCAGAUGGCAGCUGAACCUUAUCUUAUGAACUUCUUUUGACACUAUACAUACAUUAAUGUAUUUGGCGUAUUAAGAAAAACACCAUUCUUUGAGAGAAGUAAGACAGGUGAGUGUGUUAUAUCCAUGGAAACAAAUAAAAGUUGUUUUUCAGGUG
Molecule: messenger RNA, 9571 nt
Organism: Portunus trituberculatus (swimming crab)
Lineage: Eukaryota; Metazoa; Arthropoda; Malacostraca; Decapoda; Portunidae
Molecular function (GO): NAD+ poly-ADP-ribosyltransferase activity; zinc ion binding
Source: RefSeq, a predicted model, not a curated record